AUGGGAAUCACCAAUACACAAAUAAACUACCUCAUUUACCGAUACUUACAAGAAUCGGGAUUUUCUCACAGUACUUUUGUUUUCAAAAGUGAGAGUCACCUACCACUCUCUGAAUUCAGAACAGAAAACGUCGAACCUGGCCACCUAAUCAGUUUAAUACAGAAAGGACUCAUAUAUCUGGAAGUCGAGAAACAUUUAUCUUCUGAUGGAUCGAAAAAAGAAUGCACAGCUCCUUUCUCACUGAUAGAACCGCACGUGUGCAAUUACACGUCGAGAAAACAUCAGCGUGACGAAGGCGAGAAUUCAAUCGCACGAAAAGAUCGAAGAAUCUAUCAUAGAGACCAAAAACAAAGAGAAAGUCGGACACGGGAGAUCUUAUCACAGCACGAUCAACAAAUGUUAUCAAAUAGUAUGGAGGAUAUUGAGAUUGAUCGCGAGCCACUUGCUGAGAUUCCAGCAACUAUAACUCGAGGAAAUGGGUCAAUGUCAUUAGACAGCAUUGAGAAUACAACAGAAAAUGACAAAAUUACUCUUACUGGACAUAAAGGAGAAGUAUUUGUCUGCCUUUGGAAUCAUGAAACAGAUAUUUUGGCAUCAGGAGGAAAAGAUGGAACUGUUCUUCUCUGGACGAUACCACCACAAAAGAAUCCAGAAAUUGGCAGCCCCAUUUCAUGCCCAUUUGAUACUGAAAUACCGCAAAAUGGUAAUCAGCAGUCGGACGACCAUCAAGUCACCAAUAUGGAUUGGAAUGUAGAUGGAACUCUUCUGGCUGCAGGAUAUCAUAAUGGAACUAUUCGAAUUUGGACAACUAAAGGCGAAUUAAAAUACGAAUCAAAACCACACACAGCAGUUGUAUUUGGUCUAAGAUGGAAUAAGAGCCAGUCGGAUAUAAAAAAACAAAAUCUUCUUAGCGGGAGUAUUGACGGAACUGUUGGCCUUUGGAAUCCAGCAACAAAUGCAUCACAACAAUUUACUUUACAUUCAGACGUGGUUAAUGAUGUCGAAUGGAAAGAUAGUACCACAUUUACGACUUGUUCCAAAGAUAAAAAAAUAUAUCUAUGUACUACUGAGUCGAAUAGAAAUCCAGUUGUGAAAACAUUUGUGGGACAUCAAGAAGAAAUUAAUGUUAUACGAUGGGAUCCUGUCACAAAUUACCUUGCAUCAGGUUCAGACGAUCGAACAGCAAAAAUAUGGUCGGUAAAAUCACCCACACCACUUCAUACUCUUGAGCACGAAGCUAAAGUUUUCACGGUGAAAUGGUGUCCCGCAUCUGUCGGAUCAAAACAGCCACGUAUAUUGGCUACCGCAUCUUUCGCAGAAUCAGGCGCAACAGCACGACUAUGGGAUGCGAAAACGGGAACAUGUUUACACGCUUUGGGAUUUGAUUGCACCAUUUUUUCCAUGACAUUUACUCCGGAUGGAAAAUACUUGGUGGUUUCUUGUAUAGAUUCUACAGUCACUAUUUUGAGUGUAAAGGACGGCACAGUCGUGAAAACGGUGAGAAAUGCUGGGGGAGUGUAUGAAGUUAGCUGUAAAAUGUAUGAUACUAGGUAUCGUUUCGCGGCCUCUCUUUCAAACGGAACGGUUGUUCUAUUCGAGAUCAACAAGUCAUGA
Ambispora gerdemannii is the source of this 1614-nucleotide messenger RNA. The record is from the annotation of a GenBank genome assembly. NCBI's taxonomy places the organism in Eukaryota, Fungi, Glomeromycota, Glomeromycetes, Archaeosporales, Ambisporaceae.